GCUUCACAGGACCAUGUUGAGGAGGAAGCGUGGGCCUGUGCACAUACAGCUUAGCAGUGUACCACUCAGGCCCGCCGCUGGGGCCCCUUGAUCAGGGCGUGAGCAGAGGCCGCUUGGGAACACAGGUGGGAACUAAACCCAGCCAGGGAGAGGGGAUGAGCAAAGACCUCCGAGACCACACUGCCUUGUUUUUGUUAUUCCCACUACACUAAGGUCAGGAGUGAGUGUGUCCCCCGAGCUCUGGCACCUGGCACAGGAAAGACCCGUGGAGUUGGCGUAAGUCGAGUGACCAAUUUGUCCCAGUUUGCUCAGGACUGUCCGGGUUUCAGCACUGAAGGUCCUGCUUCCCAGGAAAUCCUUCAGCCCUGAGCAGACCAGGCAGACGGUCACCCUGCCAAAUCUGGAUCUGGUCUUAGUCCUGGUAGUCACUAACUGGGUGACCUUGGGCCAGACCCUGCUACUCUCUGGCCUCAGUUUCCCUAUCUGCCCUGCUCAGGUGGGCCAUCUGUGCUUUUGUGCUUUGCAGAGUUGUCAGAGCCUAGGCUCUCACCUCAAAGACCUUGUUAACUUGGGGCUGGGGAUGUGACCCUAGCACUCUCUGAGCCAGAAAUGCCAGUGCUGGGGCCCAGUUCCCAAGGAUCACUGGCUGGCUGGCCCCACUGGACUGGCAGCGCAUGCCCCAGCUCCAGAGGCUGAGGACAGAGCGGUGUCAGUGUGCAAUGGCUUACAACAGCAUACAGCAUAGAAUACAAGGAACAGCAUAGAAUACAGCAUAGAACAGCAUAGAAUACAAGGAACAGCAUAGAAUACAAGGAACAGCAUAGAAUACAGCAUAGAACAGCAUAGAAUACAAGGAACAGCAUAGAAUACAGCAUAGAACAGCAUAGAAUACAAGGAACAGCAUAGAACAGCAUAGAAUACAAGGAACAGCAUAGAAUACAAGGAACAGCAUAGAAUACAGCAUAGAACAGCAUAGAAUACAAGCAACAGCAUAGAAUACAAGGAACAGCAUAGAACAGCAUAGAAUACAAGGAACAGCAUAGAAUACAGCAUAGAACAGCAUAGAAUACAAGGAAAUGUAUUCCUUCGUGGUUUUCACAGUUCUGCAGGCCAGAAGGCCACAUCAAGGUGUCAGCAGGGCCACGCUCUCUCCAAAGGCUCUAGGGGGAUGCUUCCCACCUCCCGCAGCUUCUGGGGGCCCCAGGCAUUCCCUGGCCUGUAGCCACAUCACUCCCAUCUCUUCCUCCGCCCUUAGAUGGCCUGCCCUCCUUUGUGUCCAAACUUCCCUCUUUCUAUAAGGACACCAGUCACUGGAUUAGGGCCAGCCCUUGUCCAGUGUGGCCUCAACUUAAUCUUAUCAGCGAAGACUCUGUCUCCAAAUAAUGUCCCCUAUGCGGGCACUGGGUGUUAGGACUUGAACAUACCUUUGCGAGGAUGCAGUUCAACCCACAGCAGGAGGUAGGCCCAGCCAGGUUCCCCAAAGGGCGGUCUGCACCUUUAGUGGUGGAGCUCGCUGCUCUGGGGGGCAGCGCGGGCAUGCAAAGCAGGCGGAAGGAGCCUGGGGACACAUGUGACGCCCAGUUGUCACAGGCUGGAUUCACAAACCUUUCCCUUUGUGCAGCAGAGCAAGAAUGCUUUGCUUUUGCUCUCACCCCAAGUGUAUCAGGAUUGGCUCUUUAGUGUCAAGAAAGACACAGGAUGACAAAUUGCUAAAAACGUUAAAAUAAAAAAGUUGGCCACGGAACUUCAGGCCAGAUGAUUCACACCUGUUCCACACAGAUUGAGCACAUUCACAAACUGCGAUGGGAGAGAUAUUCAAGGGUCGUCACAACUGUGCAUCCUUCGCCCAGCACCAGCCCGAAAGACGCCUUGACCCGGCUGGGAGGAGGCAGCCUGGCCCAGUACCGGUCCUGUACCGCCGUCCUGUGGUUCCACCUCGCCCCCAGCAGGGCGCGCUCAUGAGCCUCAUAGCUCAUGAAGCGCCAGGCUCCGGCUCGCCCUGGAGUCUCCCUGCCCGCUGCCCCCUGGGCUGCAGCGCCCAGGGCCGGGGUCCAGGCGGUGUCUGCUGGCAGGGCUGCCUCCCUGCCCUCGAGCCAGCGCUGCAGGGCCGGCCGAGGCCGACCUGUGCCUCUCCCUUCCAGGUCGUCAUUCCCUUCUUCAGCUUGCUCAUCAAAGACAUCUACUUCCUCAGCGCGGGCUGUGCCAGCCGGCUCCCCAAAGGACACAGCAAAUUUGAGGCACGGUCCCCCUCGCCCCCGAGAGUAACAGAAGGUCCCGUGGGCUGGGACAAGUGGCGCCCAACGUGGGGCCCGAGGUAUGGACCUUUGUCGGGUGACGCCGCAGAGUGCUCUUCGGCCGAAGGAAACCCUACAGAGACCCUCGUUCUGCCGCUCACAGAGUCGACGGUCUGGUAGACGCAGCCACACAAAAAUCGGUC
Microcebus murinus (gray mouse lemur) is the source of this 2437-nucleotide messenger RNA. The record is from RefSeq and is a predicted model, not a curated record. Lineage: Eukaryota; Metazoa; Chordata; Mammalia; Primates; Cheirogaleidae.